Messenger RNA from Megachile rotundata (alfalfa leafcutting bee), 1031 nucleotides. RefSeq lists its product as uncharacterized. Gene Ontology annotation, molecular function: translation initiation factor activity; ribosome binding. Gene Ontology annotation, cellular component: mitochondrion. The record is from RefSeq and is a predicted model, not a curated record. NCBI's taxonomy places the organism in Eukaryota, Metazoa, Arthropoda, Insecta, Hymenoptera, Megachilidae. Gene Ontology annotation, biological process: mitochondrial translational initiation; ribosome disassembly.
AUAUAGUUUCUAUACUACAUUGGAGUAGUUAUUGUUAGUCUGCUGCACAUAUAUUAUAACCUAGUCAUGGAAUUGUAGAAACUUUUUCAAUAAUUUUAUACGCGGUGUAAUUGAAAUAAUAUAAAUGUGACGUUCUAAUUUAUACUUACUACGAUAUUGAAAUAUUGUUAUAUAGUUAAUAAUAUCGAUGGAUUUCCAUAUAAAUAUUAUUUUGAUUAUUCAGUGAGCUUAUGUUAAAUGUUACUUAAAAGAAGGUAACAUGUUAGGACCAUUGAAAAGAAUAAAAUUUUUACAUCAUGCAAAUAAUUUGCUUUCAAAUAGUAGUGUUGAUUGUUUGAAGAAUAAUUUUGUACUAUUAAGAACAUUAAAGCUUACUGCAGAUUGUAAGUUUAAUGAUGAUUUAAGUGAUGACGAAGAUGAAAAGAAAAAAAGAAAAAAAACUAUACCACUUCCCAAAAUUACACUUGAGAAUACAGAUGGAUCUUUGAGUGUUGUUCUAUUGAAUGAAGCAGCUAAGAUUGCUAAACGGCGUAAUAUGUUUUUAAUUAAGAUGCCAUAUGUUGAUACUAAAGGUUCUAGAGAUAUUUACAAAAUUGUGGAUCAUGCAACAUAUAUUAAUAACAGUAAUGCCGACACCCAAGUAGAUCUUCAAAAUAAUAAAAAAGAGAAGAAUAAUAGAAGCAAUAAAAGUUUCACUAUAUUUGCUAAAAUCAAUGAACAUGAUUUAGAAACAAAAGUGAAUAAUAUAAACAGGUUAUUAAAAAAAAAUCAUUUGGUUACCAUUAUAUUAAAUUGUGCUGCUGAGAAUACAAAUAAGGUGGAUGUAGUACAAUAUAUAAGGAAGAAGGUAAAUGGAAUUGUGACAAAGGAAAAGGGAAAAGGAGAUAUUACAAUACUGGUUUAUUCACCUCCAGAAAAUAAAAAUAAUGAGAAGAAUGAUUCCUGAUUUAAAAAAAUAUAAGUUUUGUGUCAAUAUGAACAGUAGAAAAAUAAAUGAUGUAAAUUAAUAUUAUUACAUAAACAUUACUGGA